Molecule: messenger RNA, 972 nt
Organism: Vigna unguiculata (cowpea)
Lineage: Eukaryota; Viridiplantae; Streptophyta; Magnoliopsida; Fabales; Fabaceae
Source: RefSeq, a predicted model, not a curated record
AUUCACACACACUUUUCACAACAACACUCACUCACCUUAAGCAACACAAACAAACCACAGUGCAUUCCCGACAAAACAACAAUGGUGGGUUUCUACGACUUCUCCGACACCGACAACGAGUCCGCCAUAGAAGAAAUUAUCUCACAGGCCCAAGAUGCAUGCGUUUUGGACCAACUCUCCGCCAUCAACUGCGCCGGAAUCACCAACUCCGUCCUCCCUUCCCACCUCGAAACCCGUUUCCGCAACCUCAAAUCCUUUCCACCGACCAAAGCUCGCACAUUUCCAACCCCCACUUCAAGAAACGAGCCAAGUUUCAAUUUUUCGUCCUCCAAACAGAAUCCAGAUUCUGGGUACACUUCUUCGCAUGACAAAAAGGGAGUGGAAGAAAAAGCCAAAGAUGAGUCUGUUUCUUCGCCCCCUUUUACACCUUCUUCCUCUGAGGAAAGUUCCAUGUCUUCCAUUUUCAAACCGGCGCAAAAGAACGGUUCCAAACAGCACUCUCCUUUGAGGUCUUCCGGUUCCCCUUCUCCUUCGCCUCCUCGGAGGAGGGGUUGCCUGUGGUGCUCUCCCAAGAAGAAGGAGCAGAAGAAGAAAGGUAAGGAGAAUUGGGGUGACGAGAUUUUGUCUUCAUUGGGAAGCUUCUCCAUGAAGGAACAGCAGAAGAUACUGAAGAAGGCGAUGAAGGAAGAAGAAAAGGUUAGCCGCGAGGCUGAAAAGAUCGUGCAGUGGGCCAAGCAAGCAUCUUCAAGAAUGAAAGCUUCUGACAUUGAUGAUGAACUCACCGAUUAAAGCAUUGAAUGUUGGGGUCUCUAUGUCACUUUACUCUUCUGAUGUUCAGAUAAAAGAAAAGCAAAAAUUGUAUUUGUUGUCUUGUUGUUUUGGGGACAGUGGGUCUGUUAAUUUCAUUUUGCAUAUUGUCCCAAUAUUGCGUUUGUUAUACUUUGCAUCAAUAUAAAGAUUUUACUUAGUUUA